This is a messenger RNA of Biomphalaria glabrata, 1335 nucleotides long. RefSeq lists its product as uncharacterized. Gene Ontology annotation, biological process: G protein-coupled receptor signaling pathway. Lineage: Eukaryota; Metazoa; Mollusca; Gastropoda; Planorbidae. Gene Ontology annotation, molecular function: G protein-coupled receptor activity. The record is from RefSeq and is a predicted model, not a curated record. Bases 283 to 1335 code for a protein of 350 amino acids. Gene Ontology annotation, cellular component: plasma membrane. The transcript has 2 exons.
AUUUCAUAAAACUAUAACAUUUAUUUGUAAAUAUUAAUAGGACAUAUUGAGGAAAUUCUAAGGAUAUUUAUAAUAUCUCUUUAAUAGGCAUCGAUAAGACUUGUUUGGAGCAUUGAUAGGAUAUCUAAAGUGGGCAUUGAUAGGAUAACUAUUCUAGGCAACUAUUGUUAACAUUACUAGGGCAACUAAUGUUGACAUUGAUAGACCAUGCCUAGAGGACAUUUAUAGAACAUCUAUUUUGGACAUUGUCUUCUACUGUACCUAGUUAGUUUCGUUUACAACAUGACAACUAACAUAACAGUUAGUCCGGUGUUAGUUUCUAUCCCUAGGUACGACGGACUCAUGUCGUCAGAGGCCACAACGCUGACCACCUUAAUACUCAACUACAUCAACCUGUCCGUCGCAGCAAUCGGCGUGGCCACUAACGUCAUCAAUGUGUUGGUCUUCACGAGGGCAGGGCCUGGCGUCAACGCCACGUCCACCAGCUUUCUGGCCCUCAGCCUCUCGGACUUGUGCUUCUUGUUGCUCGUGUCCGUGUUCAUUGUGCUGCGCAUCCUCAACAAGCUGAUCCAGACUCCGGGGAUACCCUUGACCUAUCUCAGCUUCACUGUGGUGACCUACUGGCACUACGCCUACAACACGUCCGUUCUCAUCACUACCUACACGGCUGUCCAGAAAGCAUGCUGCGUGGCCAUACCGCUCACCUUUAAGAACAUAUUUACAGUGAAGCGAACGAUUUGGAUACUUAUACUUAUCGUCUUUGGGCUUCUGGCUUUCUAUCUGCCUCUGAUGUCCACAAUGUCAAUCACACAAACUGUGGUCUCUGGUACCAACAAGACAGUCUACAUCUUCAGCUACGCCCCCAAGAGCAUCACCAGCACCUUCGACAUGACUCUGCAGAACAUCCUGCCGACCCUGACCUUGGCCGUGGUGAUGCUAUGUCUUAUGGUCCUUGUGGUCAAGCUGAGGCAAGCCUCGACCCUGCGCAAGUCCAUGACGGCCACGGAAGAAGAUGAGGAAGUAGGGAAAGGAAAAUCGAAAGAUGGGUCGGCCUUCAACGCCAGGGAGAUCAAGGUCAUCCAGGCGGUGUCCGCCGUGUCCUUGAUGUUCGUCGUCUGCAACCUGCCGCCCAUCCUGGUGACGUACGCCACGUUCAUCGAGCCGGAGUUCAACGACUACCGUUACUAUGGCAACCUGUACUCGGUGGUGGGGUCAGCUAGGAUCACAUUACAAAUUAUCUGCGCCACGGUCAAUAUAUUUGUGUACUACUACUUCAACUCCGGGUACAGGGCAUCCCUCCUGGCAUCCUUUUGUAUCAACAAGUCUAGAGGCUAA